Molecule: messenger RNA, 584 nt
Organism: Dacryopinax primogenitus
Lineage: Eukaryota; Fungi; Basidiomycota; Dacrymycetes; Dacrymycetales; Dacrymycetaceae
Product: ubiquinone oxidoreductase 20 kd subunit
Exons: 5
Coding region: 32-406 (124 amino acids)
Biological process (GO): mitochondrial electron transport, NADH to ubiquinone
Source: RefSeq, a predicted model, not a curated record
GUUCAACCUCCCAUCGUCCUGUCCCCGCAUCAUGUUCCGCAUAGCUCGCCAGAUGGUCCUAAGACCUGUUCUGGCUCGCUGCAACUCUUCUGCUAUCAUUCCUCAGGCACCGAAUUACCCCUCGACUUGGUCGGCAGAUCAGAAUCCACGACCAGCUCCCACCUCCGGACCACGCUUUGAGCAGGUUGUAUACGAAUUGCAACCCAAUCCUCCCAGUGCAAUGGCACUCGUUGCUGAGGAUCCUAUCCGGUUGGUGAACGGCAGGAAAGCUGUUUGUGAUGGAGGCGGAGGACCUCUUGGCCACCCCAAGAUUUACAUCAACCUGGACAAGCCUGGUCCAAGGGCAUGUGGUUACUUUGGCAUUCGAUUUGAAAAGAAUCCGGAGCACGGUCACGGACACCAUUAACGGCCGACAGCUAAUCAUCGGCGAUCAGUACCCUGAACGAUUAAUUACGAAUGAGGAGACCUCGGCUGAUGAAACUGUUUCCGGUGGGGGAGACCUGCAUGUUCGAGAUAGGGUUGUUUUAAUUGCAAUCAGCUCGCAGUCGAGUAACAGAGCAGUAAAUCAGACAGACAUCGCUAAG